UGCAGACAUGAAUGAGACUCUGAGCAGCUGAGAGCAGGAUGACUGUUUUUCAGUGAUUCGUUUUUUCUCUUCCUCCUGCAGGCGGAUGUUGCAGUCGCCACAGGAAGUGGGGUUAAUCGCCAUAGCAGCACGUCAGACACAGGGCAAAGGCCGCGGGGGGAACGCCUGGUUGAGUCCGCCGGGGUGCGCCAUGUUCACGCUCCACCUGCAGCUUCCUGUGAACUCACGCCUCGGACAGAGGAUCCCCUUCCUGCAGCACCUCGCCGCCCUCGCCGUGGUGCAGUCUGUGCGCACGCUGCCCGGAUACGAGGACGUGGACCUGCGGCUGAAGUGGCCCAAUGACAUCUACUACAGUAACCUGAUGAAGCUCGGCGGGGUCCUGGUCAGCUCCUCCGUCACGGGUCAAACCUUCAGCCUCCUGAUCGGCUGUGGGUUCAACGUGAGCAACAGUAACCCGACCGUCUGCAUCAACGACCUGGUGCUGCAGCUGAACCGGGAGCACGGCCACAGCCUGGACACACUGACUCCGGAUCAGCUGAUCGCUCGGUCGGUCACACUGCUGGAGCGCUACGUCUCUGACUUCCAGCUGCGCGGCCCGCAGGCUCUGAUGCAGCUCUACUGCAGGAGAUGGGUGCACAGCGGCACGCGUGUGCGUCUCUGGAGCGAGGACGGUCCCGAGGCUGAGGUGGUGGGUCUGGAUGAGAACGGUUUCCUGCAGGUGAGGACAGGAGAUCAGGUGGUGUCUGUGCAGCCGGACGGAAACUCCUUCGACAUGCUGAGGAACCUGGUGGUGACCAAAACCAGCUGAAGAUCUCCAGCACACGUCUCCACAGCUGGAAACAACUACACUGACAACUUCAUUUAAUACAAAUUCAUUUAGCAGAAAUGUCUUUCUCUUUCUGAUUUGUUUUAACUAAUUUCAGCGCCUGAUUGCGACCCGUUCUGAUUCGAACAGGAGAUUUGAGUCUUGAGAAGUGUGUGUUGUUUGCUGCAGAGUAACAUGCACCAGUGACUCUCAUGGAGGAUAAAGCGGUCAUUACAUGCAGACAGACGCAGGGAUGUUUAUGGGUUUAAUAUGAGCAGUAUUUCAGUCUCGUUCAGUGUUUGGUGUAAUGGAUCAGAGUGAUCACAUGAUCAUCAAAUUAUACUCCUAUAACUCUCCAAAAUAUUGAUUUGAAAUCAUUAAGUGGAAAAGGUUCUUCCCAUUAAAGAACAGACUGGUUUUACAGUAAAGGCAGAUUCUCAGCACACUGACGAGGGGAAACUUAUGCUUUUUUCUGUAAUUCUCAUUUGGUUGCACGCUCAAUUUCGAGGUGAUUUUGUAUAUUCAUAUCACGUCAGGUAAUCAGUAUCUAAAUAUUUUGUAAUGAUUUGUGGUUUGUAAACAGAUACAGAUGAUCCCUUUUAAAGAAGACAUUCCCGAGUUGUAUAAAAUGAAAUAAAAUGAUUGUGACUGA
Carassius gibelio (silver crucian carp) is the source of this 1457-nucleotide messenger RNA. RefSeq names its product biotin--protein ligase-like. Gene Ontology annotation, cellular component: cytoplasm. The transcript is spliced from 5 exons. Gene Ontology annotation, molecular function: biotin--[biotin carboxyl-carrier protein] ligase activity. The coding region runs from base 86 to 808 and encodes 240 amino acids. Lineage: Eukaryota; Metazoa; Chordata; Actinopteri; Cypriniformes; Cyprinidae. Gene Ontology annotation, biological process: protein modification process. The record is from RefSeq and is a predicted model, not a curated record.